This is a messenger RNA of Trichosporon asahii var. asahii CBS 2479, 615 nucleotides long. RefSeq lists its product as uncharacterized. The transcript has 2 exons. Lineage: Eukaryota; Fungi; Basidiomycota; Tremellomycetes; Trichosporonales; Trichosporonaceae. The coding region runs from base 1 to 615 and encodes 204 amino acids. The record is from RefSeq and is a predicted model, not a curated record.
AUGGAUGUCGGACCAGGACACAAGACACAGGAGAGUAAGGAUGGCGAGGAGGACGAGUUAGGGAGUGGAUUCAGGAUCGGACCAGAAGCUGCACUCACUACCCCGCGAUCAACGAUAAGCCACCCAGCAAAGGCAGGAGACCCGAGCAUUAACACGGAGGCUGGAGGCGGCAGCGGCAGCGGCUGGGGCCGGACAGGGCUAGCCCUGCCUGUAGGGCUGGCUAGGGCGUACCUCAACCCCACCCAGCGACCCUUAUCCCUCCACCCAGUCUUAUGCCUACUUGCAUCAUCCGCCGUCCUUAACCAUCCUAUUGUCGGGUCUUGUAUUCAAUACUCUCUCUCUCGAUUCUACCGCGCCCCCGAUCUUGCCCAAUAUACUCUUGUAACGCCGCAUGCCUUACUCACGCUACCAUAUCCUCACGCCGCCAUCACGCAGCCUCCAAGUCCUCCCCUCGCCACUGAUCCACACCUUUUUCUCAAUGUCUCGGCUUUGCCUAGCCCACCUCUAGCCUCUGCCAACGACAGCGCGUGCUCGGCGCCUCCCACGCCCAGAUACGCCUCAGAGCGCCAAUGUCUUUCGGCGACAGAACAUCCCUUCUUCUCCUUCGGACCAUGA